GAUCAGCAAAAUUUUUUGUGGUAUUGAUACAUCUAAAGCCUCAAAAAAAGCAGAGAAUAUGUCUGAAUCAAAAGAUGCCGAUGGUAUAUAUUGGUUAACAAUGGUUGAAUAUAUUUCUUGCAUGUCUAUAGAACUAAAAUUCAUGAAAGGUAGCAAUGGUACGGAAGUGUUCGUAGAAUCAGAAUCAUUGAGUGGCGACAAUGAUGCGGAAGAAUCAUUGAGUGGCGACAAUGAUGCGGAAGUAAAUGGCAAUAUUGCCAAAAGUAUAGCAAAAAAAGUUAACGAUCAUAAUAUGAAAGAAAUAACUGAUGAUA
Molecule: messenger RNA, 314 nt
Organism: Racocetra persica
Lineage: Eukaryota; Fungi; Glomeromycota; Glomeromycetes; Diversisporales; Gigasporaceae
Source: the annotation of a GenBank genome assembly